GGCGGCGGCGUGAGCGUCUUUGCGGCUGUAGCUGCUGAUUCUUUUUUUUAAUGUGGAAACCCAGCAAUCGGGACUCUGUGGGGGUCUGGCGAGCUGGCUACGGUCGUGUCCUCGAGUAACUGGGCCAAGCUGUUCCCAACCUUUCCCCCUGGGGCUGGAAAUGCUUUACCUCGUCGGCUUGGGCCUGGGAGAUGCCAAAGACAUCACCGUCAAGGGUCUGGAAGUUGUGAGACGCUGCAGUCGGGCCUACCUAGAGGCCUACACCUCAGUCCUGACUGUAGGGAAGGAAGCCCUGGAAGAGUUUUAUGGAAGAAAAUUAAUUCUUGCUGAUAGAGAAGAAGUGGAACAAGAAGCAGAUAAUAUUUUAAAGGAUGCUGAUAUCAGUGAUAUUGCGUUCCUUGUAGUUGGAGAUCCGUUUGGAGCUACAACACACAGUGAUCUUAUUCUGAGAGCAACGAAGUUGGGAAUCCCUUAUCGAGUGAUUCACAAUGCUUCCAUCAUGAAUGCUGUAGGUUGCUGUGGUUUACAGCUGUAUAAGUUUGGAGAGACCGUGUCUAUUGUGUUUUGGACAGACACUUGGAGACCAGAAAGCUUCUUUGACAAAGUGAAGAAAAACAGACAGAAUGGCAUGCACACAUUAUGCUUAUUAGACAUCAAAGUAAAGGAGCAGUCUCUGGAAAAUCUAAUCAAGGGAAGGAAGAUCUAUGAACCUCCUCGGUAUAUGAGUGUAAACCAGGCGGCUCAGCAGCUUCUGGAAAUUGUUCAAAAUCAGAGAAUACGAGGAGAAGAACCAGCAAUCACCGAGGACACACUCUGUGUUGGCUUAGCCAGGGUUGGAGCUGAGAACCAGAAAAUUGCAGCCGGCACUUUACAGCAGAUGUGCACCGUGGACUUGGGGGAGCCCCUGCACUCCCUGAUUAUCACAGGAGGCAGCAUGCAUCCACUGGAGAUGGAGAUGCUAAGUCUGUUCACCAUACAAGAAAACAGCUCAGAAUCCUGAGUAUUGACGGACAUUUCUCUUGUGUCUUGUUUGAUAUGGAUGUUAUAUAUUUGUCUCUAUAACAAAUUAAGCAGAUUUUUGGUUUAUCUAAUAUGCACAAGUGACAAAAAAUAAUAAAUUGCCAGGUACUGGUGGCUCACGCCUGUCAUCCUAGCUAUCCAGGAGGCUGAGAUCUGAGGAUCACAAUUCAAAGCCAGCCCGGAUAGUUCAUGUCCAAAUUAACUACCUAAUAUAGAAGCUGGAAGUGGAGCUGUGGCUCUAGUGGUAGAGUGUUAGCCUUGAGCAGGUAAACCCAGAGGCAACACCCAGGCCCUAAGUUCCAGCCCAAAAGUCAGCACACAUAUGCACAUGCACACACACACAAGAAUAAUAACUUGACUCAGAAAUGUUUGGUUUCCGACAGCAGGGAUCAUCACUUGUAGUUUUCAGGAUCCGUGCACGUUGAGCAGACCAAGCUGGGAAGAUUGUGGUUAGACAUCCAUAGGCAGAAUCAUGUAAAAAAAAACAGUUUUUACUUAUGAAGCCAGUUAGCAUAAAGUGGCCCUUUGAGCCUAGUUUGCAGUGGUUAAAAAAAAAAAAAAGUGGGGGUGGGAGGUGUAGCAAAUAAAAGACCAAUAACUGUUCACAUACAGUUUUUAUAAUUUUCUUCCAUUAUAAAAGUCUAUAUCCUGACUGUAAGUCAAGUUAUCCUAACAACAGCUGGCACCAAGACUUCUAAAAAGAAGUGGAAAGCGUCCAUCUUCACCCAGCAGCCCUACUUAGCACAAAGCUCAGUUGAGCCACUGCCACAAAAUCAGGCCCUCUGGGCUGAUGUCCCAAUUAUGUGACUUGUAUUCAUUCUGCUGAAGUCUAGAGGCAUUUUGUUUUAUUCUCUAAUCUUUUCUUUUUUCUUUCCAUUUUUUCUCAGUUACACAAUUUGGACACUUAAGAUGUUGUACAAAGGGGUUUCAGUUCAACAUGUCAGUCAGUUUAUGAAUACAAUGCAUCUUGAUCAGUGUCACCCGAUUCCAUUAUUCUCUCCCAACCACACCCAUCCCAGUUUAAAAUAAGAUUCAUUUAUUAUAUAUCAUAACCAUAAAGUUCUGUACUUUGUUCAGAAUAGAAAGAUCUUUGUUAUAGGUUAGUUCAGUUCUGUGUAUUUUCAUGGCCUAAUCAAUUUGACCUCUUGAAAUCAUUAGGAAUUAAAUAUUUCCCUCUUUUUAGUAUUAUCAAUAGAAAUUAUGUUAGAUAUCUCAUUUGGAAUUAAAGGUUUUUAUAUGUUCAAACAUCUCAUGCAUCCAUUGGGCCCUAAAAGGAAGAGAGCCUCAUAUGUUAAAGUCAUUUCUGUGUUACUUUCUUUUAAAGUGUUUAUAAACAUUUAAGAAUUUUUAAAUGCUACUCAGGCAGAGAUUGGAACUUUGACGCCAGCCCAGGCAAAAAGUUACCAAUACUCUCAUCUGAAAACAACGAAAGCAUCAAUGGGCUAGAUCAGUACUCAAGUGGGAGAGUGCCUGCUUAGUAAUCUGAAGAGUUCAGACUUCAUUACUGCACACCCAAAAAGCCUAAGCUGAAGGGCUUCUAUUUGGGGCAAUAGUGGAAUAGCCUGUAAUGUUCCAGCUUUCUGUUAGAAACUCUGGAAGCAACUGUCUAAGGACCUUUAGGGGUCAGAUGCAGACAGAACUGUGCUAAUACCUGGCUUUUGCCCUUGUGGCACUCCCAGAACUUGCUGAUAUGGGGAUGGUCAGAACUACAGAAAGUUGCCAUCUUCUGGCUUGAGGGAGUAGAAGACAGGGUACUGUUAGGGAGCCCUUAGAAACAAGGGUGCCAAAGGAGGAGUCUUGUCAUCUGUCUGUGUAUCUGAAGUCCUGGGCUGACUCCUGAACUACACACAUGUCAGAGGGAUCCCAAAGAACCUGGUGGAAGCCCCCACUAGAGAAGGCUGCAGAAGCUAACACAUUGUAUUUCCAGAGAAGACAGUUUCUAGUUCGAAUUCUGACAAGUGACAAGGGCUUGAUAUGCACUUGGGUUUUGUUUUUUUUUCCCUCAAAAUCCAAGGAUGAUCUAUUAGUAAAAAGUAGGCCUGUGCCUAGAUAUUUCUAUCAAAAUUAAGGGGAAAUCCUUUAAUCACAAUGUAAAAUCAUCCCUCCAUCACGGUGAUUAGCCAAUAAUUUAACUGCCAGCUAGAACAAAGCUUAAUGUGCUUCAGAGUAUAUAAAAAAUGCUGAGACAGUAAAAUGUUGUAAAGCCUGGUUUUAUUUAAACAUAACUUAGACAUGGCACAGGUGGUAGUGUCAGCCAUUGAGUGAAAGUGUCAGAUUAUGAGUUCAAAUCCCAGUCUUGGAAAAAAAAAAAAGGAAGAAAAUUUAGUACAGCAGGAUUUUUAAAACAACCGUUAGAACUAUGUUCAGGCAUGAAAAUGAUUAUAAGGUAUAAAUAUCAAUGACAAAUGGAAAUUCAAAAUGUAAACGACAUAGACAACUCCAAAUUGUCAGGCAUAGCAGCACAGAGCAGAUGUUCACCCUGAGAGAAUUCUGGGCAGAGUCUUAGUGUAUGGCAUUCACAAGCAGUUUUGUAGAUGUAACUGAAUUCCCAUAAAGAAAAGAAAGUAGAGCAGAGAAAAUGUGAAAAAAUAAAAGCCAAAAUUGUCCCAAAUUUAAUAAAACAAUUAAUGCAGAUCCACUAAGCUCAGUGAAUUCCAAACAAUAAGUACAAAGAAAACCAUGCCUACCAUAUCAGUUAAAACCGACAAAAACCAGAGGUAACGCAAAAAUCACAACUGAUGGAAACUCUUUGUAUUUAAAAUGAAAAUUUAAGUAUCUUUAUUUAUUUUUUGCUAAGCCUGACAAGUCUAUUCUCGAUGUAAUUUAACUUUGACAUAAUGAAAUUAUAAAAAGACAAUUCUACUAUUCACUAGUAGGAAAAGGAUGACCAGUAUUGUUGUUUGCUAUCCUGAAAUUGCAAUGUUGGGGGCAGGGCUUUUGAACUUGAUGUCUUGUGCAUACUGGCAAGGGCUUUCCCAGUAACUUAUACCAUCAGCUGUGUUUGUUAAAUGUGUUUAAAUGUUACAUUAUUCUACAGUGAAACCUCUCUGUUAUCUACAUACAUAUCAAUUGCAUGACCCCAAAGAACUCCAUUCCAUGGUUCCCUUUCUAUUUGUUUCUUCCGACUCAUAAUCCCUGGCGACCUCUGAUGUAUCCUUUCUCUAUUGUUUUUCAUUUUGUUGGAUGUCACAAUGAGUCUGACUUCUAUAAACAUGCUUUUGAGAUUCAUACAA
This is a messenger RNA of Dipodomys spectabilis (banner-tailed kangaroo rat), 4253 nucleotides long. It is a transcript of the gene Dph5, whose product is annotated as diphthamide biosynthesis 5. Bases 161 to 1000 code for a protein of 279 amino acids. Lineage: Eukaryota; Metazoa; Chordata; Mammalia; Rodentia; Heteromyidae. The record is from RefSeq and is a predicted model, not a curated record. Gene Ontology annotation, molecular function: diphthine synthase activity. Gene Ontology annotation, biological process: protein histidyl modification to diphthamide. The transcript has 8 exons.